AUGGAGUUCGUCACAGGUGGUGAACUUUUUGCCAAGAUACCUAAAUGUAGAUGUCGGGAAGAUUUAACUCCACGAUACUUUCAGCAGUUAAUAUCAGCUGUUGGUUAUUGUCAUUCUCAUGGUGUUUUCCACCCUGAUCUUAAACCUGAAAAUUUGUUGAUUGACGCCAACGGUGAUUUAAAGGUGUCAGAUUUUGGUCUUAGUGCGGUCACGUCGCAGAACAGGGUUUUGUAUACAUCAUGUGGAACACCCGCAUAUGUGGCUCCGGAAAUAUUAGCUAGAAGAGUCUGCCGGGCAUUUACGAGAAAAUACAUAAAGGCGAGUAUUGUGUACCUAAACGGACAUCACCGGGUUUACGACAUCUUUUUUCUCGAUAAGAAUCCAGCUACUAGGAUUACCGUUGAUGAAAUUACCCAAGACCCUUGGUUUUCGAAAGGUUAUAAAGCGAUCCAGUUCCAUGACUAUGAUGAUAAAUAUCUAACUAAAGGAAUGAAUCCUACAACCGACAGCUUGAAUGCAUUUGAUAUUAUCUCAUUCUCUCGGGGUAUUGAUUUAUCAGAUUUGUUUGAGAGUUUCGAUAAAUCAGUCGCAGUGGAAAGUGAUCGAUUUAUUACUGGAGAGACACCGGAGAACAUUGCAACAAAGAUCGGUGAAGUCGCAGAGGAAGAAAAGCUCACGAUGACGAAACAAGGUGAUUGGAAGCUAAAUUUGGAAGGGCCGAGCGGGAAGCUAUUUGUCGGCAUCGAAAUAUAUAGGUUGACGGAAAGUUUAGCAGUAGUGGAAGUACGGUCAUACGAGGGUGUUUGGGAGAAGAGAUUCCAGCCGCACCUUAAUACACUGAUUUACAACCCGGAAACAAGUAUUGACUAA
Molecule: messenger RNA, 870 nt
Organism: Papaver somniferum (opium poppy)
Lineage: Eukaryota; Viridiplantae; Streptophyta; Magnoliopsida; Ranunculales; Papaveraceae
Product: CBL-interacting serine/threonine-protein kinase 11-like
Exons: 2
Coding region: 1-870 (289 amino acids)
Biological process (GO): protein phosphorylation; signal transduction
Molecular function (GO): protein kinase activity; ATP binding
Source: RefSeq, a predicted model, not a curated record